CGCGUCUGCACAGCCUAGGAUGUGUUUUCGAGCUUUGUGCCCAGAUUCCCCGAAAUGCUGCCAGAAACCUAUGCCCUGAGUAGCCUGACUCUGCGCAGCACGCGGCUGGAGGCCAGCACUGCGGCCAUUGAGCGGUUCCGUGCAACCCUGGUCUAUCUGAAUCUAUCGCUGGUGCCAGUGGCUACGGUGUGGCAGGGAUUUUUGCUACCGACUGAUUGCGAGCCGGUGGAGUUCCCGAGGCUGGAAGUCCUGGCUUUAAAGUUUGAUCUGACUGCGGAGCUGGGAGGGGGCCUUCGGGUGUCGUCGUAUCCGCGCAACAUCCAGCGGCUACUGCGGUAUUUCCCCUGCCACCGCCUGGCGCACCUACAGUUGAUGGACUGCGACACCGGUCUGAUGUACGUAAACCCGCAGAUGCUUGCAUGCAUCGCGCCGCCCUGCCAGCUCCAUAGCCUGCAUAUCGACUGCACAGCCACGCUGCCAUUGCUUUACCUGGAUGUCGGCAGCAUGCUGCGCAAGCUGACCCUGUUUGUGAGUCUGCAGCUGUCUGCAAUCGAACGCUUGCAUCCGUACUGCGACCACCAGAUGGGCUAUGGAGGCAAGGUUUCUGGCAAUGUGGUGAGCCACAGUCUGCAGGCGUUUGCUGUGUAUGACCCGGCGACUGCGGUGCGGCUGUGCGACCGCAAGAUUUGCGAAUUAGUGGAUUUGCUGGCGCGCGUGCCGUCCUUGCUGGCCUUGGAUAUGGGGUAUGCCGAUACCGUGCGUGUCUUGGAGCGUGUCCGGGCGAUGCGCUGGCAUGCGGGCCAUAUGGGCUGCCACUUGAAAGACAUUGGAUGUUCAGUAUU
This is a messenger RNA of Linderina pennispora, 842 nucleotides long. RefSeq lists its product as uncharacterized. The record is from RefSeq and is a predicted model, not a curated record. The transcript has 5 exons. Lineage: Eukaryota; Fungi; Kickxellomycota; Kickxellomycetes; Kickxellales; Kickxellaceae. The annotation marks the transcript as partial.